Molecule: messenger RNA, 943 nt
Organism: Lathyrus oleraceus (garden pea)
Lineage: Eukaryota; Viridiplantae; Streptophyta; Magnoliopsida; Fabales; Fabaceae
Product: U11/U12 small nuclear ribonucleoprotein 31 kDa protein-like
Biological process (GO): mRNA splicing, via spliceosome
Cellular component (GO): U12-type spliceosomal complex
Molecular function (GO): RNA binding; zinc ion binding
Source: RefSeq, a predicted model, not a curated record
GAUUAAAGAAGCAUCGGAGAACUAAUUCCGUCGCCGGAAACCGAACGCCGUUGCCGGAAACAAAAAACCUGAACCGAAAAAAAUGUCAAGCAAGAAGAAACACAAACGAAAACACAGCGACAACGAUGAAGACGACGACGUUUUCUACUACCGCUACUGCGCUUCGUCCUCAACCCCCAACACCACCACCGGCACCACAUCCAGUAAUCAACCCCAAUCAAAACCGAACAACAAAGGAUCAUCAAUAGGAGGAACAGGUGAACCCUUAGCACCAUCAAAAUCGACGCUAUACGUUUCUAAUCUAGAUUACUCCCUAACAAACUCCGAUCUCCAUACGCUCUUCUCUACUUUCGGCCGCAUCGCGCGUGUAACCGUUCUCAAAGACCGUCACACGCGCCUAAGCCGCGGUGUCGCGUUUGUCCAAUUCGUUUCUCGUAAUGACGCCCAACGCGCCGUGGCGGAGAUGAAUAAGAAGAUUCUCAAUGGAAGGACUCUAACUGCUUCUAUUGCUGCUGAUAAUGGACGUGCUCCGGAGUUUAUUCGGAAGCGCGUGUACAAUACUGAGACUGCUUUGUGUUAUGAGUGUGGGGGGCAUGGUCAUUUGUCGUAUGAGUGUCCUAAGAAUCAGUUGGGGCCGAGGCCGCGGCCUCAGCCUAAGAAGCCGCGACGGGGAUUUAGUGGCUGAGGGAGGGAUGGGGAGGAGGAAGGUGAUGAGGAGGAGGAGGAGGGUGGUCAGAUUGCUGCGGAGCAGUUUGACGAUAAUUGGGCUUCUGUUGUGGAUGAUGAAGCGGGUGAAAGGUUGCUGGGGAGAAACAGAAAUGAUGAUGAGGGUUUGGACAACAACAAGACGAAGAAGAAAGGGAAGAAAGCUGGGUAUUUCAGUGAUGAGAGUGAUCAUGAUGAUGAUGAUUGAUCAUGACUAUGUAGCAUUGACACUUCAGAU